Molecule: messenger RNA, 4129 nt
Organism: Odobenus rosmarus divergens (Pacific walrus)
Lineage: Eukaryota; Metazoa; Chordata; Mammalia; Carnivora; Odobenidae
Gene: FGD5
Product: FYVE, RhoGEF and PH domain containing 5
Exons: 22
Coding region: 1-3534 (1177 amino acids)
Cellular component (GO): cytoplasm
Molecular function (GO): metal ion binding; guanyl-nucleotide exchange factor activity
Source: RefSeq, a predicted model, not a curated record
AUGUCCACACACACACACACACACAUUGCCCCUAAGCCCAGGCUGGCGACCCCCAGUGAGUGGCACACACACACACACACACACAACAGCUUGAACAAAUGCAGCAACGGGAAAGGGGAUGCUGAAGAUGACAGCAAGGAACCCCACACACACACACACACACACAUGGGUGUUCAGGAGGCAGAGAUGGCCACAGACAGCCCUGAAGUCCCAGAGGAGGGGGGUGAAGAUGCCACAGCCAGUGGUGACCAGGAUGACCAGGAUGAACCACCUGACCAAAAUGAGAAAACGGACCCAGAAGAAAUGGCAGCAGUCACCCACACACACACACACACACAUCGAGAAGGGGAAGACCUGGUACAGGAAGAACCUGCCGCACACACACACACACACACACCUUUCGAGAAUGAUGGCAUGGAUGAAUUUGUGACUUCCACACACACACACACACACAAGUUCUUUCCGACUGAGAGCACCUCUUUCUGUAGCGAGCACACACACACACACACACAAGCAAAAGACUUAGAGUCACAGCAGGAACCACAUGGCCUGGUCUCCAUCGACAGGAAGAACAUCAUCACUCACACACACACACACACACAGAAGUUGGCUGGCUAUGUCCCAGAAACUGUCCCAGAAGCACACACACACACACACACAUCAUCAGCCAUUGGCAUUAGAGGUGCCACCAAGGAGGCCACACACACACACACACACAUGGAGGGGAAGCCGCUGGAAGCCAGCAGGGCCUUGCCACACACACACACACACACACAUCUAUACCCCCGAUCAUUCUCUGUGGAAGGCCGAGAGAUUCCAGUCUCCUUGUACCGGGAGUCGGAGGCAUCGGGCUUGGAUGACCAUAGGAUCAACACACACACACACACACACACUCUGCCCUGUAUGAUUGGCUCCUCUGGGAGUUUCUCCCAGAGGAACCACCUUCCGUCCAGCGGCACCUCAACACCCUCUUCUGUGGUCGACAUCCCACACACACACACACACACAUGCAUCACCAAAAAGCCCAUCACAAAGAGCUCUCCCUCCACACACACACACACACACACCCCAGACAAGUACACCAAGAAGAAGAAGUCAUCCUUCCACACACACACACACACACAUUUUAAAAAGAAGUCGGAGAACAAAGUGCACGUGGAUGCACACACACACACACACACAUCGUCCUCAGAAUCCAGCUACCAUGGGCCUGCCAGGCUCACACACACACACACACACAGCCUCAGCAACUCCCCGCAGCUUAAGGCUCGGACUGGCCACACACACACACACACACACCCUUCCUCCCUCAUCUUCUACAGGGAUGGCAAGAGGAAAGGUGUCCCCUUCAGCAGGACGGUGUCCAGAGUGGAGUCCUUCGAAGACCGCUCCCGCACACACACACACACACACACCCUGACCAAGCCGAGGUCCAUCUCAUUCCCCAACGCCCACACACACACACACACACACAUCCCAGCCAUGAACUCAGACUAUGAAAAUAUUCAGACACACACACACACACACACAAGGGCUGGGACAUUUACAAAACUGUUUGAAGAUCAGAGCACACACACACACACACACAAUGAAAAUGACGGCUACGUGGACAUGAGCAGCUUCAACCACACACACACACACACACAGAGCACAGACCAAGAAGCAGAAAGCGCCUACACAGAACCUUAUAAGGUCUGUCCCAUCUCGGCGGCGGCCCCCAAAGAGGACCUAUCAUCGGAUGGAGAGCAGGGAAGCUCGGAGGAGGAGGACAGUGCUCCAAGAGACCCCAGCCUCACCCACAAGCUGGAAGGACAGUCUAGAGCCCAUGUCAUCGCACAGGAACUGCUGUCUUCGGAGAAAGCAUACGUGGAGAUGCUCCAGCACUUACAUCUGGAUUUCCACGGAGCUGUCAUGAGGGCCUUGGAUGAAAUAGACCAGGAGGGCAAGGACACGUUGGCCAGGGAGGAGCUGAGGCGUGGCCUGAGCGAACUCCCAGCCAUCUGCGACCUUCACCAGGGGAUCCUGGAGGAGCUGGGGGAGAGGCUGUUGCACUGGGAGGGCCAGCAGAAGGUGGCUGACGUCUUCCUGGCCCGGGAACAAGAGUUUGACCACCAUGCCGCUCACAUCCUGCAGUUCGACAGGUAUCUGAGUCUGCUCAGUGAGAACUGCCUGCAUUCUCCCCGGCUGGCCGCUGCUGUCCGCGAGUUUGAGCAGAGUCAGCAAGGAGGUGGCCAGAACGUGAAGCACCGGCUGCUGCGGGUGGUUCAGCGCCUCUUCCAGUACCAAGUGCUCCUCACAGACUACUUAAACAACCUUUGUCCUGACUCAGCUGAGUACGAUAACACGCAGGGUGCCCUCACCCUCAUCUCCAAAGUCACAGACCGUGCCAACGACAGCAUGGAACAAGGGGAAAACCUGCAGAAGUUGGUCCACAUUGAGCACAGCGUUCGGGGCCAAGGGGAUCUCCUCCAGCCAGGAAGGGAGUUUCUGAAGGAGGGGACACUGAUGAAAGUAACAGGGAAAAGCAGACGCCCCCGGCACCUGUUUCUGAUGAGCGAUGUGCUCCUGUAUACGUAUCCCCAGAAGGAUGGGAAAUACCUGCUGAAGAACACAUUGUCAGUGGCCAGCAUGAAGGUCAGUCGUCCUGUGAUGGAGAAAGUGCCCUAUGCUCUAAAGAUCGAGACUUCCCAGUCCUGCCUGACUCUAUCUGCGAGCUCCUGCGCAGAGCGGGACGAGUGGCACAGCUGUCUGAGCAGAGCCCUCCCUGAGGAUUACAAGGCCCAGGCCCUGGCUGCCUUUCACCACAGUGUGGAGAUACGGGAGAGGCUGGGGGUCAGCCUGGGGGAGAGGCCCCCCACUCUGGUGCCUGUCACACAUGUUAUGAUGUGCAUGAACUGUGGCUGCGACUUCUCCCUCACCCUGAGGCGUCACCACUGCCACGCCUGUGGCAAGAUUGUGUGCCGGAACUGUUCAAGAAACAAGUACCCUCUGAAGUACCUCAAGGACCGGAUGGCCAAGGUCUGUGACGGCUGCUAUGGGGAGCUGAAGAAGAGGGGCGGGGAUGUCCCAGGCCUGAUGAGAGAGCGGCCCGUGAGCAUGAGCUUCCCCCUGUCCUCCCCCCGCUUCUCAAGCAGCGCCUUCUCGUCUGUCUUCCAUGGCAUCAACCCCUCAACUUUCAAGAAACAGAAGAAGGUCCCUUCGGCCCUGACCGAGGUGGCCGCCUCGGGAGAGGGCUCCGCCAUCAGUGGCUAUCUGAGCCGGUGCAAGAAAGGCAAGAGGCACUGGAAGAAGCUCUGGUUUGUCAUCAAAGGCAAAGUGCUCUACACCUACAUGGCCAGUGAGGACACAGUGGCCAUGGAGAGUAUGCCUCUGCUCGGUUUCACCAUUGCCCCAGAGAAGGAAGAGGGCAGCAGUGAAGUAGGACCUAUUUUUCACCUCUACCACAAGAAGACCCUAUUUUAUAGCUUCAAAGCAGAGGAUACCAAUUCAGCUCAAAGGUGGAUCGAGGCCAUGGAAGAUGCAAGUGUGUUAUAGCAGUUAUCAAGCAUGUGGACUCAGAAUAAAGUCUUAGGUUGAAUGUGGACCCUUCCAGAAGCCAAUCUGUGUCUCUACUCCUCGGGACUCAUAUCUGGAUUUAGCACGGGGCCUCAUCUUUUUUGCCAUAACCCCCUCUCUCACCGUCACAAGUGGAACCCCUAAGGAAUAUUUAUGAACCACUCCUUUUCUAUUCUUGUGUCUUCCACCUGCCCGACCCCGCCCCACCCCAGCAUAAAUGAUUUCCUUACCCGGUAGUGAGGUCGCAUUUAGUAACGUGAAGACAUGGAAACAAUAGGAAAAAAGUACAUUUUAGAAAUGCAGGCUUCUUAGUGGAAACAAGCUUUUACAGUUUUUACUAGUGGUAAACAUUAUCACCUUCCAUAGCAUUGAUGUCAGUGCCUCAGGCGAAACGAGAAACAACUGGUAAAUAACAGCUACCCUCAUCGAAAGCACUUUAUUGUUUUACUGAGCUACAACCUCCAGUUUUAUGUUUUCCAAGUGAUUUACUUAAGUAAGGAGCAGAUGGAGUCCCGUGAACUAAUUUGCCACCAGUUCUCAACAAGAGUGUACGUACAAUUGAUUUGUGCAAACA